CCGGCCCGCACCUCAGACCCCCCCGGCGGGGGGAGGCGCAGGAAGGGGGGGGCCGGCCAGGGUCGGGCUGGGGAGGGGGGGCCGCGCAGCCCCCCCGGGCCAUGCUGACUCCCGGGGCCUGACCCCCCCGGGCCAGCCCCCCCUCCCCGAGCUCCGCGGCCCGCCGACUGGGGGGGGCCCAGCCCAGCCCCCUGGGGACCCCCGGAGAGGUGGGGGGCAGCCGGGGGGGCCGGGACGGAGCGGUCGCCGGCCCCCACCGGAGGGACGGGGCGACCGGCCGCAGGGGGGGCGGCCGGGGGGCCGGUCGGGCCGGGACCAAGGGCAUCAUGUCGUCCGGGGGCAAGGAGGGGGGCGGGGGCUCCCCUGCCUACCACCUUCCGCACGCACACCCACACCCACCCCAGCACGCCCAAUAUGUGGGCCCCUAUCGGCUGGAGAAGACUCUGGGCAAAGGACAGACAGGUCUGGUUAAACUCGGGGUCCACUGCAUCACGGGCCAGAAGGUUGCCAUCAAGAUCGUGAACCGGGAGAAGCUGUCCGAGUCGGUGCUGAUGAAGGUGGAGCGGGAGAUUGCCAUCCUGAAGCUCAUUGAGCACCCACAUGUCCUCAAGCUCCACGACGUCUACGAGAACAAGAAAUAUUUGUACCUGGUUCUGGAGCACGUGUCUGGAGGUGAGCUGUUCGACUACCUGGUAAAGAAGGGGAGACUGACCCCCAAGGAGGCCCGGAAGUUCUUCCGCCAGAUCGUGUCGGCGCUGGACUUCUGCCAUAGCUACUCCAUCUGCCACAGAGACCUGAAGCCUGAGAACCUGCUUCUGGACGAGAAAAACAACAUCCGCAUCGCGGACUUCGGCAUGGCGUCCCUGCAGGUGGGGGACAGCCUCCUGGAGACCAGCUGUGGGUCCCCUCACUAUGCAUGCCCAGAGGUGAUUAAGGGGGAAAAGUACGAUGGCCGCCGGGCAGACAUGUGGAGCUGUGGAGUCAUCCUCUUCGCCCUGCUUGUGGGGGCUCUGCCCUUCGACGAUGACAACCUCCGCCAGCUGCUGGAGAAGGUGAAACGAGGCGUCUUCCACAUGCCCCACUUCAUUCCUCCAGACUGCCAGAGCCUCCUGAGGGGGAUGAUCGAAGUGGAGCCGGAGAAAAGGCUCAGCCUGGAGCAAAUUCAGAAACAUCCCUGGUACCUGGGAGGGAAACACGAGCCGGACCCGUGCCUGGAGCCAACCCCAGGCCGCCGGGUGGCCAUGCGGAGCCUGCCAUCAAACGGAGAGCUGGACCCUGAUGUCCUGGAGAGCAUGGCUUCACUGGGCUGCUUCAGGGACCGCGAGCGGCUGCAUCGCGAGCUGCGCAGCGAGGAGGAGAACCAAGAAAAGAUGAUAUAUUAUCUGCUUUUGGAUCGGAAGGAGCGGUAUCCCAGCUGUGAGGACCAGGACCUACCUCCUCGGAAUGAUGUUGACCCACCCCGGAAGCGUGUGGAUUCCCCCAUGCUGAGCCGUCACGGGAAGCGGCGGCCAGAGCGGAAGUCCAUGGAAGUCCUGAGCAUCACGGAUGCCGGGGGUGGUGGCUCCCCGGUGCCCACCCGACGGGCCCUGGAGAUGGCCCAGCACAGCCAGAGCAGAUCCCGUAGCGUCAGUGGAGCCUCCACUGGUCUGUCAUCCAGCCCUCUGAGCAGCCCAAGGAGUCCGGUCUUUUCCUUCUCACCGGAGCCCGCUGGAGAUGAGGCCCGGGGUGGGGGCUCACCGACUUCCAAAACGCAGACGCUGCCUUCUCGGGGCCCCAGGGGUGGGGGCGCCGGGGAGCAGCCCCCUCCCCCCAGUGCCCGCUCCACACCCCUGCCCGGCCCCCCAGGCUCCCCACGCUCCUCCGGGGGGACCCCCUUGCACUCGCCCCUGCACACGCCCCGGGCCAGCCCCACUGGGACCCCAGGGACAACACCGCCCCCCAGCCCCGGCGGUGGCGUCGGGGGAGCCGCCUGGAGGAGUCGUCUCAACUCCAUCCGCAACAGCUUCCUGGGCUCCCCACGCUUUCACCGGCGCAAGAUGCAGGUCCCCACUGCCGAGGAGAUGUCCAGCUUGACGCCAGAGUCCUCUCCAGAGCUGGCAAAACGCUCCUGGUUCGGGAACUUCAUCUCCUUGGACAAAGAAGAACAAAUAUUUCUCGUGCUAAAGGAUAAACCUCUCAGCAGCAUCAAAGCGGACAUUGUCCAUGCCUUCCUGUCGAUCCCCAGCCUGAGUCAUAGUGUGCUGUCACAGACCAGCUUCAGGGCUGAGUACAAGGCCAGUGGUGGCCCCUCCGUCUUCCAGAAGCCCGUCCGCUUCCAGGUGGACAUCAGCUCCUCUGAGGGUCCAGAGCCCUCCCCCCGGCGGGACGGCAGCGGUGGUGGUGGCAUCUACUCUGUCACCUUUACUCUCAUCUCCGGUCCCAGCCGUCGGUUCAAGCGGGUUGUAGAGACCAUCCAGGCUCAGCUGCUGAGCACUCAUGACCAGCCCUCCGUGCAGGCCCUGGCAGACGAGAAGAAUGGCACCCAGACCCGGCCUGCCGGGACCCCACCCCGAAGCCUGCAGCCCCCGCCCGGCCGCCCAGACCCAGAGCUGACCAGCUCUCCCCGCCGAGGCCCCCCUAAGGACAAGAAGCUCCUGGCCACCAACGGGACCCCCCUACCCUGACCCCAGGGGGCCGGGGAAGGAGGGGUGCCCCCUCCACCCCCCUUCCCUGCCCCCCAACUGUGAAUCUGUAAAUAGGGCCCAAGGAGUACGUAGGGAGGGGGGGAGACACAACAAACCCGGCCUUGCCCUGCAGGGAUAGGGC
Messenger RNA from Mesoplodon densirostris (Blainville's beaked whale), 2805 nucleotides. It is a transcript of the gene BRSK1, whose product is annotated as BR serine/threonine kinase 1. Gene Ontology annotation, cellular component: cytoplasm. The record is from RefSeq and is a predicted model, not a curated record. NCBI's taxonomy places the organism in Eukaryota, Metazoa, Chordata, Mammalia, Artiodactyla, Ziphiidae. Gene Ontology annotation, molecular function: protein serine/threonine kinase activity; tau-protein kinase activity; ATP binding. Gene Ontology annotation, biological process: microtubule cytoskeleton organization; intracellular signal transduction; protein phosphorylation. The transcript is spliced from 19 exons. The coding region runs from base 327 to 2663 and encodes 778 amino acids.